AUGGCUGACCAUAAGACGGAGCAACCAUCCAGAGUUCCUAGCGAGAAGGAGGAACGCGACAAGACAGUAACGCCAGAUGAUGAUAGUGAGAUAGUUUAUCCUACUGGGUUGAAGCUGUGGCUCAUCAUUCUGUCGUUAUGUUUGUCCAUUUUUCUUGUCGCGCUGGAUCAAACCAUCAUCGCGCCGGCUCUAGGCGCCAUCACAGCCGAGUAUGGAUCGGUUAAGGACAUUGGUUGGUAUGGAGCGUCGUACCUCUUGACGAGCACGGCACUUCAACCACUCUACGGCACUAUCUAUCGGUUAUUUGACAUUAAACUCACCUUCUUGGGAGCCGUCGCCCUAUUCGAACUCGGCAGUUUGGUAUCGGCCGUCGCACCCUCGUCGGUGGCCUUCAUCAUCGGCAGAGCCAUCGCAGGUCUGGGUACCGCUGGCCUCUUCUCUGGCGCCAUCGUCAUUCUGUCGUAUACACUUCCCCUUCGCAAGCGGCCGAUCAUGUUUGGGCUUUUCGGUGGUAUGUGGGGCAUCGCGAGCGUUGCUGGACCAUUGUUAGGUGGCGCUUUCACCGAUCACGCCACUUGGCGCUGGUGUUUUUAUGUCAACCUGCCUAUCGGUGGGGCUUCCAUGGUGGUGAUCUUCUUCUACUUGAGUAUAUCGAGAGCCAACAACCCUGACAACAAAUCAUUCAUAUCGCGGAUCCUGCAGCUGGACCUCUUAGGGGCCAGUGUCCUAAUACCGGCCAUCAUCAUGUUGCUUCUGGCUUUGCAGUGGGGAGGUGCAGAUUACCCAUGGAAUGACUCUCGUAUUAUCGGACUGUUCGUCGGUGCUGGUGUCAUGGCCGUCGUCUUCGUCGGCAUAGAGAUAUGGCAGCAGGACAAAGGUCUCUUGCCGCCCCGCUUCUUCAAAAACCGUAAUGUCCUAAGCGCCAUGAUGUUCAGCUUCUUCUUUGGUGCUUGUUUUUUCCCCAUGAUCUACUACCUCUCACUCUAUUUCCAAGCGGUCCAGGGCGACUCCGCUGUUCAAGCUGGCAUCAAGCUCUUGCCAAUGCUUAUUGCUUGCGUUGUUUCUUCGAUGCUGAGUGGCGCUCUAAUCACAAUCUCUGGCUACUAUAAUCCAAUCAUUCUUCUCGAGACAGUCAUGUUGAGCGUCGGUGCUGGCUUGAUUUCGACUUUCUCGCUCGAUACACCAUUCGGAAAAUGGUUCGGAUAUCAGGUUCUGUAUGGGCUUGGUACGGGGGUCUGUUUCCAAGCAGGAGUGAUUGUGGUUCAAAAUGUGCUUCCACAGGAUUUAGUCCCCCAAGGCACAGCAUGUAUACAGUUCUUCCAAAGUCUUGGCGGUGCGCUCUUCAUCGCCGUGGCGCAGACGCUGUUCCAGAACGGCUUGAUAGAGGGCGUGAUAAAGGAUGCGCCACAGAUCGAUCCGCUCAUUUUCAUCAAUUCCGGGGCAUCACAAAUAAGGCAAAUACUACAGAGCAUGGGCCAGACCGGCGCCAUAGACGCGGUGCUCGGCGCAUACACGACAGGACUGAGAUACACGUACUAUAUUAGCGUGGCCACUGCCUCUGCAGCAUUUGUAAUGGCGCUCGGAUUGGAGUGGAAGAAAAUUGAUAAGUCUGGAGCCGACACAGCGAGCAAGGAUGUUGAAAUGGCAGAGGGCACGACGCAAGAGAAAAGGGAAAAUGACCUUGGCAAGGAAGUUGUGGCUUGA
Molecule: messenger RNA, 1704 nt
Organism: Truncatella angustata
Lineage: Eukaryota; Fungi; Ascomycota; Sordariomycetes; Amphisphaeriales; Sporocadaceae
Product: major facilitator superfamily domain-containing protein
Exons: 2
Coding region: 1-1704 (567 amino acids)
Biological process (GO): transmembrane transport
Molecular function (GO): transmembrane transporter activity
Source: RefSeq, a predicted model, not a curated record